Messenger RNA from Effrenium voratum, 1618 nucleotides. NCBI's taxonomy places the organism in Eukaryota, Dinophyceae, Suessiales, Symbiodiniaceae. The record is from the annotation of a GenBank genome assembly.
CCUAGUUCUGAGCAAGACUGGAAUCCCAGGGGGAUUCCGUCAGCCUCUCCCUUGAGCCAUGGACUCGCUUCAGGGAGCGGGUAUGUGGGCAUCUGCGGUGCUGGGCCCGGACGGCUUCACCUACUGCCUGCCCUGCAACGCCCGGCAGGUGCUGCGACUCAGCGAGACGGGAGCCAGCGAGCUAGUCGGCGCCGACUUCGGGGAGGAAACCUGGAAGUGGACGGCGGCGGUGUUGGGCCCCAAGGGCACCAUUUGGGGCAUCCCGGGCAACGCAGAGCGGGUGGUGUGCCUGAACCCCUCCGGCCACAUGGAGCUGGUGGGCCCAGUGCUGGAGGGCACUCACAAGUGGCACUGUGCAGUACUGGCGCCCGACGGGUGCAUCUACGCGCCACCCUGUGACGCCGGACAGGUGCUGCGCAUCGACUGCGCGCGGCGGCAUGUGGCGCUCAUCGGGCCCUUGCUGGGGGGCGUCGGCAAGUACUGCGCCUGCGCGGCCACGCAGAGCCACGUGUACUGCCCCCCCAACCACGCCCGACAGGUGCUGAGCAUUUGCCUGGCAACCAAGCAGGUCGAGCUGAUAGGCCCAGAUCUCAGCUUCGGUGGCGGUGGCGCCUACGUCAGCGCCGUGUGCGGAUUGGACGGCGUGGUGCACUGCCCACCCUUCGGCGCCCCACGGGCGCUACGCAUUGCGGAGGACGGCGUCGAGCUCUAUGGCCCCGAGCUGCCGUGGAUGGCGCACAAGUGGAGGGCUGCGCUGCUGGCGCCGGACGGCUGCGUCUACGCGGCCCCCUGCAACGCCGGGCGCGUGCUGAGGCUGGGCCCGGGCGACGACUUCGCGCUGGUGGGCCCAGAGCUGCCCUGCGACCCGGCGCCCGAGGGCCGCGAGAAGUGGCGCGCCGUGGCGCUCGCCGCGGACGGCACCAUCUAUGCAGUGCCCUCCCAUGCCAAGCAGAUCCUGCGCAUCAAGACGGGCGCGGCUGCCUUGGAGUCUCCCAGCUUCGAAGAGCUGAUGGCUGCCAAGCAAAAGGCCCUCAGUGAGGAGGAGCAGAACCUGAAGGCAGAGGCGCAGGGCAACUCUGAGGAAGAGAUGGAGGAAGAUGACGAGGAACUAGACAGCGAUGCGGAGGACCUGGAAGACUGGCCUGCGGAGGAGUGUGAUGGUGUGUCACUCUGGGGCCCCAUCUUCGAGCCCAAGUGGGCGCGCAAGAACAAGUUCCGGGCACUUGCAGCAGGAGCCACAGCAGAGACGCUUGUGGCGCCGCCGUACUUCUGCGGCCAGGUGCUGGUGGUGAGACUGGACAGCCCCGAAGAGGAGGCCGUGCAGAUGUUGGGCGACCCCCCGCCGAAGCCGCCCAAGAAGGUCUUCGUCCCGAUCCCAGAUGAGGACGCGGACUGAGACGAAGACAAAUCCUUUGACGCGGCCAACGCGACUUCCAGCGGUUUUCGAGCAGAUCCCACGCUCGCGCAGUUUCACUGACGCUGAGAACGGCGCGCCCGUGCCGCGAGGUUGGCCAGGCGUUCGAGACGCAGUCCAAGCUCCGAACCAGGGGGUCGAGUGGCGCUUGCACGGAGGCAAAGAAUGCCUCGCGGUGGCCGCAAAACCGCGCGCUGCCAAAAA